This is a messenger RNA of Anolis sagrei ordinatus, 2550 nucleotides long. It is a transcript of the gene CLRN1, whose product is annotated as clarin 1. Gene Ontology annotation, biological process: sensory perception of sound; equilibrioception. NCBI's taxonomy places the organism in Eukaryota, Metazoa, Chordata, Lepidosauria, Squamata, Anolidae. The record is from RefSeq and is a predicted model, not a curated record.
AUUUCCUGCUCACCCAAUCAGGCAAAAGGCUGUGAAAAAAGGGAAGGCAAUCAUCAAAUUACACAGAGGGUUCCAUCUGUUAUCUUAGACCACUGUUCUCAAGUAACACAGAGAGGAGAUGCUCUGAAAAAACACUCUGCUCAAGCUUUUCUUUGAGACUAUAUUUUUAUACUAUUGGUGCACUGUCAAGGGUUUAUAUAUGCCAACCCCACAGAAGAAAGUUGUUUUCUGCAUCGCCGGUGUGCUCUGUUUCGCUUGUGCUCUGGGCAUUGCAGCAGCCGUUGGAACUCAGCUGUGGAUCAGAGGAAAGAUUCUCUGCAAAACUGGAGCACUGCUUGUCAAUGCCACUGGGCAGGAACUAGAUAAGUUUAUUGGUGAAAUUCAGUAUGGACUUUUCUAUGGGGAGAGAGUUAGACAAUGCGGGCUCGGAGGGAGACCUUUUCGGUUUUCAUUUUUUCCAGAUUUGUUCAAAAUUAUCCCUGCAAGCAUCCACGUUAGUGUCAUCCUCUUCUGUUUGGUGCUAUUAGUAUUUGCCCUCAUUGGAACAGGGUUCUUCAUGUACAAUGCCUUUGGCAAACCAUAUGAAACACUGCAUGGUCCUUUAGGACUCUACCUAUGGAGCUUCAUUUCAUUUUCUUGUGGUUGUCUCAUCAUGAUCCUCUUCUCAUCAGAAGUGAAAAUCCAUCACCUCUCCGAAAAAAUAGCUAAUUAUAAAGAAGGGGGAUUUAUUUUUAAAACUCACAGUGAGCAAUUUGCAAAUUCAUUCUGGAUCAUCCUGGUGUGCUCAUUAGUACACUUUCUGAACAUUUUGCUAAUACGCCUUGCUGGAUUUGCAUUUCCUUUUUCAAAGUCAAAAGAUUCAGAGACAGCAAAUGGAGCAGUCGAUCUAAUGUAUUAGAUGGCUUUUGAAUCCUAUUUUUUCUGCAAAUGGGUACCACCAAACCUAAAUGGGCUUCAAAGGGAAUAUAGUAAAAAAAAAAACUCCAAAAGAGAGAUACCAGUACACACACAUAAUAAAUUAGUUAAAUAACAUUUGUAUAAGAAUUAUAUUCAAUCCUCAAAUUACAUUAUUGAGUAUGAGCUUUUUUCAUUUAGAAAAUACAUGGUUGUUGACAUAAUGUCAAAGAAUGGGUUGCAUUAAGUGUAUUAUAGAAUCCAAACUAGGUUUCUUAGUCCAGACAUUCAGGCAAACCAUCUUUUUUCACAUCUUCAUUUAAAAUCUCUUGAUGUUAUUCUACACACAGAGUCUAGAGCAGACAUGGGCAAAAUUGGACCCUCCAGGUGUUUUGGACUUCAACUCCCACAAUUCCUAACAGCCUAGAGACACACUAUAUAUUAAACCAGGAUCUGUCAAUUUAGAUGCAAUGGCAAAUCAGUUUGCUCAAACUGCUGUUCCCAAACCAGCUUCAAAUCUUGAUGAUUAGGUCCUUCUUUUGUGGCAAUGGGCAUACUGGGGUGUAUUGGAUGAGAUCUUUUUAAGCAUGAAAGCAAACAUGAAAAAAAGGGAAAUUCCAGACAGGAAACAAUCAGGGCCAGCUAACACCUUCCAACAAAGGAUUCCCCCAGACAGGAAGCAGCCAGGCUUUGAAGCUGCAAGGCCAUUAAAUGUCAAACAAAGUGGCCAAUUGCAACAUUCACACUUGCCUCCAGCAGACAAGAGUUCUUUCUCCCACCCUGGACAUCCCACAGAUAUAUAAACCCCAUUUACUUAGUUUCCAACAGACCUCACAAUCUCUGAGGGUUCCUGCCAUAGAUGUGGGUGAAACGUCAGGAGGGAAUGCUUCUGGAACAUAGUCAUACAGCCUGGAAAACUCACAGCAACCCAAACAUGAAAACAUUUGUUUAUCAACCAUGACGCAUCAUGGCAAGCCAUAUUUUAAUAUUAUGUCACAACUACUUAAUUGUUUGUUUAAAAUGACUAGAGACCUAGAAGAAAGCAAUAUGACCGAAGUAAUGUAAGAAAAUAAUAGACCAAAAUACGAACUUUUAAAAUGGAAAUAUAGUCAUUCCAAUAAUAGGACGGUAUAUACCUACAUAUGUAGAGAUAGUGAUAUAUUGGAAUUGUUUCCCUUUUUAAAAAAAACAUUUUGUGUACGUAUAUCAAAACAAGAAGUCAUCAAGCUCCUAGAAAUUUGAAAUAAGGCAGCACUGAGGAGAAGAAACUAAAUUACUUAAAUUUAACAGCUUAAGUGACAUCCUGUAUUUUACUCCAUCAACAGAAGGAAGAAGAGCUGGACGCAUGGAACAACCCCUGUUCCCAAAGUCAUUCCAGUUUCGGAGUGAAAACAUCAGAUACCACCUCAUACUGUUGUUUCCUGAUGUUGAAUUACUUCCAAACCAGUCAACAACACUACCAAAGAUGUCACUUAUGUAUGCUUAAUGUCAACCUCUGCCAAAAUGGAGUAAACCUAACAUUUUUGGCCUGUUUUGCUUUCUUUGUUUUUAAUUUUGGUAUUCACAUUUAUAAGCUUUGAUUUUAGAAGCAGGGUUCUGAUUCUCUUGAUGUGCAGAUAGAUGCUUUGAACAUUAAAUAAAUUCUACUCUUCCUAA